This is a messenger RNA of Hemiscyllium ocellatum (epaulette shark), 806 nucleotides long. RefSeq names its product ATPase H+ transporting V0 subunit e1 (gene atp6v0e1). Gene Ontology annotation, cellular component: proton-transporting V-type ATPase, V0 domain. The transcript is spliced from 4 exons. Lineage: Eukaryota; Metazoa; Chordata; Chondrichthyes; Orectolobiformes; Hemiscylliidae. Gene Ontology annotation, biological process: proton transmembrane transport. The record is from RefSeq and is a predicted model, not a curated record. Bases 52 to 297 code for a protein of 81 amino acids. Gene Ontology annotation, molecular function: proton-transporting ATPase activity, rotational mechanism.
GUAUGUCAUUUCCCGUGGCUGGUUUCCGGGAGACGAUUUGGAAUUUUCGCCAUGGGUUACAGUGGUUUGACGGUGCCCAUCAUCGUUCUGACUGUUUUCUGGGGUGUUGUGGGCGGUGUUGUGCCCUGGUUCAUCCCUAAAGGACCGAAUAGAGGUGUUAUUAACACUAUGCUGGUGACAAGUGCUGUUUGCUGCUAUCUUUUCUGGCUGAUUGCAAUCCUGUCCCAAUUAAACCCCCUGUUUGGUCCACAGUUGAAAAAUGAAACAAUCUGGUACUUGCGUUACCAAUGGCCUUGAAUAUCUUUGAUCAGAGAAAGAAGAUACCUUUAAAAUCGCUGCAAUCGAUUCAUUUCCUUUGCAUGUAAGCGGCUUUCGUAGAUGCAACCUUUGCAAAUGGCAUUCAGCAGUGGUGGAUGUUUUGCAUUCUGGUUUAUAAUUCAGCAAUUGGUAUUGAUGCUUAGAGUUUGAAGUAAUAAAACUAAUGUGUAAAUAUUUUGCAAUAUAUUGGAAGCUUGACUCUGCUUAUAUGUUAUACACCUGAAGAAUUGGACAUUUUUUAUUACAUUUAUACUAAUAUGUAAAGAGAAAUCGUCAGAAUGUAGCACUGAGAAAAUAAUAUAUUUUGUCAAACAAGUGUUUAUUUACUGGGGUCUUAUUUUUAUAUUGAUCUGUCUCCUGCAAUGUGAGUAUGCAGAUCUAGUUGGAGCAUUUAUACACUGCUUUUGUAUUUCUUGCCUUCCGUUCUUUUACUAAAAUCAAAAUUGAAUCAAAAUCUGAUGACAAUAAAUAAUUGAUGAAAAGCUCUA